UUUGAAAGAAGAUCAGAAUUCAGAAGGUCGAAAGCUUAAGAGAAGGAAAGGGGAGAAUGGGGGUUUUCUGGGGGACUCGAGUAAUGGAACUAGUGAAGAAACACGAUUCAGGAGGUCUUGUUUGGAAGAGAAUCAAACUCACCACCACCCGUAAAGCCAACGCCAAGAAACGUAUUCUCCGUGUUUGGCAGAAUGAGGCUGUCCUGAGGGCAUGCUCAGAGCCACCACCUUCAAAGAUGAAUGCAGAAGGAGCUGGGGUUCAACAAGGCACAAAUAGCCAAGACUAGACAACAAUUUGUAAUUAGAUCAUUGAACAAGCCUGAAGAGUUUAAUUCUUGUUCUUUACCUUGCCAUAUGAUUAUUGUAUGUUAAACACUUUCACCUUUCUUUAGCAUAGACUUUUAAACGAUUGUUGAAAUCCAUAAAUUUUUGGUGAAAGUGACGAAGAUAUGGGUUGUUUUGCUCA
Molecule: messenger RNA, 466 nt
Organism: Erigeron canadensis
Lineage: Eukaryota; Viridiplantae; Streptophyta; Magnoliopsida; Asterales; Asteraceae
Exons: 2
Coding region: 57-287 (76 amino acids)
Source: RefSeq, a predicted model, not a curated record